This is a messenger RNA of Dentiscutata erythropus, 795 nucleotides long. NCBI's taxonomy places the organism in Eukaryota, Fungi, Glomeromycota, Glomeromycetes, Diversisporales, Gigasporaceae. The record is from the annotation of a GenBank genome assembly.
AUGGAAGAAAACAGCAAACGCGAAGCUGAUCAUACAAAACUUAAAGAAGAUACUACUAGCCUCAAGACCAAAAACACUGAGCUUAAAGCCGAAGCUUUGCCUCAUCAAAAUCCAGACUUAUCUUUGGACAACAAUACAUCUAAUUUAUCUUGUGGCUCAAAAACUGCCUCCUUAGAGAGGGAUGAGCAAAUUCAUGUAAUUUUAGCAGAGUCAGAAUUUCUAGAAACUGAAAUAUCUAAAUUGGAACAAGACAAUAGCACAAUAAAUGACAACCCAAGUCGUAAUCAGGCACAAAGUAUCAUUUCUUCUGAAAUAAAUAUUAUGACCAAGCAUCAACCUAAGGAUACUUUCACUUCUAACAAGGUGGAAUGUGUACCAUGUGACCUCGGGUCUCACCCUUAUGUGACUAAAUCGUCUAACUCAAAUAAUUUAGCGGAAAGUAAGAGUUUGCCAGAAAUUUGGGUAAGUACUCCACCUUCACCUCAAAUUCCAAAAAUAUCCAAUGCCCCGAUGCUCCUCCCAUUCAAGAAGAUGCUAUCGAAAGAGAAACAUAAAGAGGUUAUUAACAAAUUAACCAUACAUUUCACUAAUUCUCCAAAGUUAGACCUAUAUUUUAGUAUAGAUAAGGAAGGUAAGUGGUGGCUUGAUAAUCAAGGUAAAAAGAUAUAUUAUUUGCAUUGCACUAAUUUAAAAGAGCCAGGAAUUUCUCUUGAUGAUGUACUAGAAGCUUAUCCCGAAAAUUCAAAAUUAAUUCAGGAGUUAAAGACUCAAUGCUACACAUUACCUAUUCCUUGA